AUGGAUCCUAUGGAGAGCAUGACCCAGAACGUGGGGCCCAUCCCCGCGGGCUUCAACCCCGAAGAAGCUGGCAACAUGGAAGAUAUGGAGAAGCAGUUUGCCGUCAAGGUCGUCCAGCACAUGCAGACCUACUGGUCUAUCCUCGAGCGAGUCAAGGGCUCAACGCUGCGCCUGACCAAGAUGGACGAUGAGAUUUACGCACACCUGAUGACCGCCUUCCCCGAGUUCGACGCCGCCGCUGUUGUCGACGAGGACGUCAUGAAGAGCAAGACUGGCAAGGAGCGCUGGAGAAACUUCAUGAUGACGUACGAGAAGUUGGUAGAGGACUUUAACUUUGGCACCAUGGUGCGCAACAGCCACUUGGUCGACUACGAGGAGGACACUACUAUUUUCGUCCCCCGCAUGCAGUUCUACGCCAUUGAGAUCGCCAGAAACAAGAAGGGCCUCAACGACUGGAUUUACGAAAAGGCCCAGGCUGAGAAGGAGAAGAAGUAA
Molecule: messenger RNA, 495 nt
Organism: [Torrubiella] hemipterigena
Lineage: Eukaryota; Fungi; Ascomycota; Sordariomycetes; Hypocreales; Clavicipitaceae
Source: the annotation of a GenBank genome assembly